Messenger RNA from Hydra vulgaris (swiftwater hydra), 1860 nucleotides. RefSeq names its product delta-1-pyrroline-5-carboxylate dehydrogenase, mitochondrial. Gene Ontology annotation, cellular component: mitochondrial matrix. Gene Ontology annotation, molecular function: L-glutamate gamma-semialdehyde dehydrogenase (NAD+) activity. The record is from RefSeq and is a predicted model, not a curated record. NCBI's taxonomy places the organism in Eukaryota, Metazoa, Cnidaria, Hydrozoa, Anthoathecata, Hydridae.
UGAAAUCACCAAUCGCUUGAAAUUUUUACGUUACGCGCGUAUUGGGGAACUUUUCAUAACUGAUAUCUUGAGGCUUGAAUUUUUUAAACAUUUAAUUUUUUUCCUUAUUUCAUUAAAAAAUGCACAAAGUCUAUAGAAAAUCAAUACCAAACAUAACAAUCUGUUUUCGUUCUAUAUACAACCAUCCAGAUCUUCCUCCUAAUGAGCCACCUACAAAUUUAAAUGAUCCUGAAAUAAGAAGAAUACUUCAGCUGAAUAUCAAUAAUGUGAAACAAAAUUGUGAAGAUGUACCGAUUGUUAUCGGGGGCAAAGAAUUCAGAAACCACGAUGUCAAGUAUCAAGUUUCGCCUUACGAUCAUCAAAGAAGAAUCGCCAAGUUUUAUUAUGCUGAUGAGAGUCUAAUUGAAAAUGGAAUAGAAAAUGCACUUAUUAACAAAGAUAAAUGGGAAAAUAUGUCUUAUGAUUCAAGAUCACGAAUCAUUCGAAGAGCUUCAAGCUUAAUUGCAACAAAAUACAGAUACAAAUCAUUAGCAAUAUGCAUGGUUGGACAAGCAAAAACUGCACAACAAGCUGAUAUUGAUUGCAUAGCAGAGCUUAUUGAUUUCCUUAGGUUCAAUAUUAGAUAUGGCUCAACAAUAUUGGAAGGGCCACCUUUACAUCAAGUUGAACAUGUUAUAAAUAGUGUAAAAAUGCGUGCACUUGAGGGAUUUGUUGCUGCAAUAAGCCCUUUCAAUUUCUCUGCAAUUGGAGCAAAUCUAGCUUCAGCUCCAGUUUUAAUGGGCAAUGUGGUGUUAUGGAAACCCUCUGAUACAGCUAUAUUAUCAAACUAUCAUUUUUUUAAAGUAUUGCAAGAAGCAGGAUUGCCUGAUGGAGUGAUACAGUUUAUUCCAUCUGAUGGCCCAACUUUUGGUAAAGUGAUUACUAACCAUCCCGAGCUUGCUGGAAUCACAUUUACUGGAAGUUCCAAAACAUUCAAGUCUAUAUGGAAAAGGGUUGGUGAAAAUAUUGACAAGUACAGGACCUUUCCUAAGUUAGUUGGAGAAUGUGGUGGAAAGAAUUUUCAUUUUGUUCACAAAACUGCUGACAUAGAUAGCGUUGUUUAUGGCACAAUUCGUUCUGCAUUUGAAUAUAGUGGUCAAAAGUGUUCUGCAUGUUCAAGAUUGUAUGUUCCUGAUUCUCUAUGGCCAAAGAUUAAAGAAAAAUUAAUUACAGAAAUUUCCAAACUGAAGCUUUCUGCAGCUGAUGAUUUCUCAUCAUUUCUUAGUGCUGUUAUUGAUCAGCAAUCAUUUAAUAAAAUCAAGACAUUCAUAGAUCAUGCAAGAGGAUUGAAGAAUCACACUAUUAUUAUUGGUGGAAAAUGUGAUGACAGCAUUGGGUUUUAUAUUGAACCAACUUUAAUUCAAACAACUGAUCCAAAUUCUAAGUUGCUAAGUGAAGAAAUCUUUGGGCCUGUGUGCACAGUAUAUGUUUAUCCUUCUGAAGAGAUUGAUACCACAUUAGAUUUAGUAAAUUCUACGUCUCCUUAUGGACUAACUGGAUCUAUAUUCUCACAAGAUAGAAUGUUUAUUGACCAUGCCCGAAAAAGAUUGCUUCAUGCAGCAGGCAACUUAUAUAUCAAUGAUCGUUGUACUGGAUCAGUAGUAGCUCAGCAACCAUUUGGUGGCGCCAGAGCUUCUGGCACAAAUGAUAAAGCUGGUAUGGCUACUUAUUUGCAAAAAUGGACGUCUCCUCAAGCUAUUAAAGAAAUGUGCGCUCCUUUGCCUUACUGGUCAUACCCUUAUAUGUCUAAAUGAGUAGAAAUUUGUUUUUAAAAUAUAUUAAGUGCGUGUAUGUAUAUAUGUAUGUAUAUAUAUAUAUAUA